Doryrhamphus excisus (bluestripe pipefish) is the source of this 1222-nucleotide messenger RNA. Its product is annotated as type I phosphatidylinositol 4,5-bisphosphate 4-phosphatase-B-like. Lineage: Eukaryota; Metazoa; Chordata; Actinopteri; Syngnathiformes; Syngnathidae. Gene Ontology annotation, cellular component: phagocytic vesicle membrane; lysosomal membrane; late endosome membrane. Gene Ontology annotation, biological process: phosphatidylinositol dephosphorylation. The record is from RefSeq and is a predicted model, not a curated record. Gene Ontology annotation, molecular function: phosphatidylinositol-4,5-bisphosphate 4-phosphatase activity.
AUGUGACUCGUGUUUACGUUCUUUCACUUCCGCCUUCCGUUUCUUCGCCUCAUGUGAAUGAGAAGGCGAUAGCUUGAAAUCUCGGCUACAUUUGGCCCGCAGACUUCCAGAAACGAGCCUCUCCCCUCACCGCCGCCCCGAGGCGUCGUCCUGUGGGCCACCGAACCGCUGAAGGCCCGCUGGCAGUCAUGGCGGCCGGGGAACGCUCGCCGCUUCUGUCCGAGCACUUCGACGGGACAAAUGGUUUGUCGCCCUACGGCAUCUCGGUGGUGCUGGAUGAGCCCCCGCCCCCCUACUCUCCUCAGGGUAGCCCGGAGAACAGCAGUGCUCCUUUCAUCAGCUGUCGCGUUUGUCAGGGUGCCAUUUCUGUGGAAGGCAAGAUGCACCAGCAUGUGGUGAAGUGCAGCAUCUGUAACGAAGCAACCCCAAUCAAGAACCCCCCCGCCGGGAAGAAGUACGUUCGCUGUCCGUGCAACUGUCUGCUUGUCUGCAGGGUCACAUCGCAGAGGAUUGCGUGUCCACGACCUUACUGUAAACGAGUCAUCAACCUGGGCCCGGUUCACAUGGACAGGGAUAGUCCGGAACCGCAGCAUCAGCCUGUCGGCAUCCGAGUCAUCUGCGGUCACUGCUCCAGUCCGUUCCUGUGGACAGAGUUUUCGGAUCGGACUCUGUCCAGAUGUCCACACUGCCGGAAAGUCUCCUCCGUUGGCCGGCGGUACCCUAGGAGGAGAAGCCUGCUGUGCCUCCUGGUCUUCAUUGUGGUCGCCGCCGCCACCGCGGGACUGAUGGUCGGAACGUGGCGGACUGCACGGGACUCCAAAGGGAUCUACGCCACUUGGGUUCUGCUCAUCCUCAUUGCCGUGUUCGUCUUAGCCAGGACCAUCUACUGGUGGUGUCUGAAAAUUAGCCAGCCCAUCACCAACAUGACUUAAGAGCACAUAUCAACUUUUAAAAUGUUUAUAUAUUAAUAUCCAAUGUAACUUGUUGGACACAAAUCCAAUGUGACCAAGGUGAUGAUGAAACCAAUCCAGUUUAUAUAUGCUAGGCUAUCUGAACAAAACAUCCACAUCUUAGCUUAACCAUGAAGCUAAUUAGUGUAAUACUGUAGCUAAUGAUAUUUUUGGACCACUGGUUUACAAAGUGAUGCUGCCCUCUUCUGACUAAAACAUGUUUGUACUACUACUGUUAAUUUGUACAUUGUCAAAUUAAAUAAUACAUUCAA